AUAGGCAUAGUGAUUUAGUUUUGCAAGUAUAAUUAAGUAAUCAUUAUGCCUCAUUUCAUUACGUAUUUCCUACUGUUUUCUACUCUUGCCAUUUCUUGCUCUUGCUUCAACACCAAGAACCUCAACAUUUCCCAAUCGGAUCCCGACUGGUCCCCUGCCGGCGCGACAGUGUAUGGUGACCGCAAUGGUGCCGGAAGUACUGGUGGAGCAUGUGGAUACACAAACAGUGUAGCGCAGCCACCAUUCUCUUCCUUUGUAUCAGCUGGUGGUUCUUCUCUUUUCAAAUCUGGGAAAGGAUGUGGAGCUUGUUAUGAGGUAAAGUGUACUGAAAAUGCAGCAUGCUCGGGAAAUCCGGUCACCGUGGUUAUAACAGAUGAGUGUCCGGGCAGCGACUGUGGAUCACAACCAGUUCAUUUUGAUAUGAGUGACACUGCUUUUGUAGCCUUGGCAAUUCCAGGCAAUGCCGAUCAGCUCCGAACCGCCGGAGUACUCAACGUCCUAUAUCGAAGAGUUGAAUGCAACUAUCCGGGAGUACCACUGAGCUUUGGCGUGCGUUCUGGUUCGAGCCCCUACUAUUUUGAAACUCUGAUUGAAUACGUAAGUGGCAGCGGGGCCCUCAGCGCUGUAGAACUGAAGCAAGCUUCGGCCUCACCAGAUUCAUGGCUUUCCAUGCAGCAGUCUUGGGGUGCAGUGUGGAAGCUUGAAGACCGCUCCGGACUAACAGCGCCAUUCUCCCUCAAACUCAUCGACGAGUCUGGCAAUACUCUCGUCGCCGACAACGUCAUUCCGGCCAAUUGGCAGCCCGGAACUACCUAUCAAUCUGCCGUCACUCCUUUUGCUUAAGGAAUUGAAGCUAGGCGAUGGACUAAUAAUUACAAAAUUAAAUACAAAAAUCUAAUGUACCAUCCACCACCAUAAUGUACUCGAUCGAUCAGCUACAUAAAUGUCAGUUUUUGUGGCUGACGGUAGAUUUAACUAUAAUGUUCGUAACUAAUAAGUUGUUUUACGAUUUCAAAUGAUCAAUAAACUAUAUUUAUUAUCACA
Molecule: messenger RNA, 1044 nt
Organism: Ipomoea triloba (trilobed morning glory)
Lineage: Eukaryota; Viridiplantae; Streptophyta; Magnoliopsida; Solanales; Convolvulaceae
Product: putative expansin-B2
Exons: 4
Coding region: 46-843 (265 amino acids)
Biological process (GO): sexual reproduction
Cellular component (GO): extracellular region
Source: RefSeq, a predicted model, not a curated record